AAACUGGUAUAAUUGGGAGGGAACUGCAUGAGAUUGAUCUUUUAUAGUAUAUAGCAAGAAGGGCUAUGGAGAUCAAUGUCGAAAUCAUCACAAGAGAAACCAUAAAACCAUUUUAUCCAGCAGCUCCCCUCAGCAAUAUCAAGCUCUCCCUUAUGGAUCAGUUUUCUCCUGCAGCUUAUGGAUCUAUGGUCCUCUUCUAUUUCUUGAACGGUAGCACCAAUCAACACCUCACGGUUGCUGAGAUCUCUCAGCGACUAAAGACAUCACUGUCUAAAACCCUGACCAGAUUCUACCCACUAGCUGGUAGAAUCAAAGACAACACCAUAAUCGAAUGUAACGAUGAUGGAGCUGUUUUUGUUGAAGCCCGAGUCGAUUUCAGUCUAGAAAAGUUUCUUGAAAAACCUGAAGCUCGAGCUACAAGGAAAUUCAUUCCUGUAGAAACUGAAUCCUCAGAAGCAUAUACAGGUACUUUACUACUUGUUCAAGCCACUUACUUUGCCUGUGGUGGGUUAGCACUCGGCGUAUGCACUUCACACAAGAUAGUUGAUGCAAGCUCAGUUUGCACAUUCAUGAAAGGCUGGGCAGCCACAGCUAUUGGGUCCGGGCAAGAAGCUGAGCUUCCAUUAUUUAAUGCAGCAGCCACCUUUCCACCACAGAAUUAUCUCCCGUUUAAAAGAUCAAGUGUCAACUUGAAGAUAGAUAAAUGCGUUACGAAAAUAUUUGUCUUUGAGGCCUCAAAGAUUGCUAUCCUUCAAACCAAAGCUGCUAGUGAAAGUGUGAAACGGACAACACGAGUUGAAGCUGUGACAGCCCUAAUUUGGAGAUGUGCAACUAAAGCAUCAAGAUCAAAAUCGAAGCAUUCAAAGCCAUCUGUUUUGGCUCAAGCUGUGGAUAUACGCAGACGGAUGGUGCCUGUCAUGCCUGAACACACCUUUGGAAACUUGUUGGGGCACUUUGCCUCAAGGGCAACAGUGAACGACAUAGAAUUGGCAAGCUUGGUUGUUCAGAUGCGGAAGGGAAUGCAAGAUUUUAAUGAAAAUUAUGUAAAGAAACUGCAAACAGGCAAUGCUUUCAUGGCUAUAUGUGAAUCUUCCAAGGAAAUAGGAAGCUUGCUUCAAGGAGAAAAUAUAGACUUCUAUAUAACAACCAGUUUGUGUAGGUAUCCAUUUUAUGGGUUUGAUUUUGGGUGGGGAAAGCCUGACUGGGCGAUUUCUCCAAGGGAUGCUUACAAGAAUAUUAUUGCACUAAUGGACACUAGAGAUGGGGAUGGAAUUGAGGCUUGGGUGACUUUAGCUGCAGAAGACAUGCAAUUUUUUGAACAGGAUCAAGAGCUGCUUAGUUUUGCUUCUUUGAAUCCCGGUAUCUCCAAUCCAUUGAAGCCCAAGAUCACUUACGCUUGAAAAUCUCAGAAUUAAUUUUGUUGUUGGCUCUUUGAUUGCCUGGUUUAAUAUUAUACUCUAUAGAUGCUGUAUUUGUCACUGUUCAAAAACAAAUGCCCCUAUAGUAGAUCACAGCCCUUUCAUCCCACUAACGUUAAAAUUUCAUUA
Messenger RNA from Hevea brasiliensis (rubber tree), 1547 nucleotides. Its product is annotated as BAHD acyltransferase At5g47980-like. The transcript has a single exon. Bases 66 to 1400 code for a protein of 444 amino acids. The record is from RefSeq and is a predicted model, not a curated record. NCBI's taxonomy places the organism in Eukaryota, Viridiplantae, Streptophyta, Magnoliopsida, Malpighiales, Euphorbiaceae.